AAUAAUAACAUUAUCUUUCAUAUUUGCUCAGAAAUUCUACGUGCAUUGAUCUUUUUUCUUGAUUGGUUGAAGAUGUCAAAUAUUUUUAGUGUUUAUAGCACAAGAACAUACGGUGUCUUAGGGCCGAUUUGGCUAAUUUUUUUGUACUAUUUGAUCUUUUGCAAUAACAAUGUUGUUCAUUGUGAUCCUCCAGAUGAGCCUGUCAAAUGCUCUUCCGGAAACUCCAAUUGCACCAUCUCUAAUUCGUAUGGCGCGUUCCCUGACCGGAGCACUUGCCAUGCUUCUAAUGUUGUGUACCCCGAAAAUGAAGAGCAACUCAUCUCCUAUGUUAGAGAUGCAACUAAGAUGAAGAGAAAAAUCAAGGUAGCAACCAGAUAUGGUCACAGCGCCACAAAGUUGGUGUGCCCUGAUGGAGAAGACGGUCUAAUAAUAAGCACAAAAAACCUGACCAAGAUUAUAAACAUCAAUGUGACAGGAGAAACAAUGACGGUAGAAAGUGGCAUGUUGCUAAUGCAACUCAUAGACGAGGCAGCCAAGGUGAACCUAGCAUUGCCUAAUUCGCCUUAUUGGUCAGGUUUAACCAUUGGGGGAAUGCUUGGAACGGGUGCUCACGGAAGCUCUCUAUGGGGCCGUGGAAGCGCGGUCCAUGACUACGUUGUUAGCCUUAAGAUGGUUAGCCCCGGUGAAGAGGAAGACGAAUAUGUUAAAGUUCGGACGCUCAGUGUUGGUGAUGAAGACCUUGAUGCAGCAAAGGUAUCACUUGGUGUUCUUGGUGUUAUAUCACAGGUUACCUUUAAGUUGGAACCACUUUUCAAGCGAAACAUAACGUUUAUGACAAGACAUGACCAAGACUUAGAGAUUGAGGCCCCAAAAUUUGGGGUGGAACAUGAGUUUGCCGAUAUAGUGUGGCUACCUAACCAACGUAAAGCAACAUAUCGAAUUGACAAUCGAGUCCCUACCUCCAUACCUGGAAAUGGAGUCUAUGACGUCAUGGGCUUCCGAUCUGUACCAAAAUUUCUUUUAGAGUCUUCUAGAACAGCAGAGGAUAUUCAAGAAUCACUUGGUUGCGGCAAGUUAAGAUGCAUCACAGCUACCACUUCCACGACCCUUCUUAUUAAAAGCGGAUUUGGACUCUCAAAUAAUGGUGUGUUAUUCACAGGCUACCCAGUUAUUGGAUAUCAAAAUAAGAUGCAAGCUUCCGCAAGUUGUCUUAAUAAAAAUAAUAUUAUUGAUGGUUAUUGUGGAUGGGAUCCAAGAAUAAAUGGUCAUUUUUUUAAUAGCAAUGGCUUUACUUUGCCUUUAAACAAGGUAACAAGCUUCAUUCAAGACCUAAAAAAAUUGGUGAAUAUGGACCCUUCAUCUUUUUGUGGCAUUGAGUUUCACUUGGGUAUCCUAAUGAGGUAUGUCAAGGUUUCCUCGGCUUAUCUCGGAAAAGACGAAGAUGGAGUAGACUUUGAUAUUGCCUAUUAUCGACCUAAAGAAGAGUUAGGGCCUCGGCUCAAUGAGGACAUCAUGGAAGAAAUCGAGCAAUUAGCGGUUUUCAAGUAUGGUGGCGUGCCACACUGGGGUAAAAACCGCAAUGUAGCGUUUGAAGGUGUGAUUAGUAAGUAUAAGGAUGGAGAAAAGUUUUUAAGGGUUAAGGAAAGGUAUGAUCCUUUGGGAUUGUUUUCAAGUGAAUGGACUGAUCAAGUUUUAGGAUUAAAAGAGGGAAUAAUCAUAAAUAAAACUGGUUGUGCACUUGAAGGAUUGUGUAGAUGUAACACAGAUGAUGAUUGUGGGAAGGGGUAUACUUGUGAAAGUGGUAAAGUUUAUAAUGAGGCUAAAGUUUGCAAGAAGAAGAAAAGCAACCUUAUUUUUGAUAAUUGCUUGAUUGGAUGAUAAUCAAUAAGGCAAAUUGUAAUUAUAAUAUCAAGGUGACUUUAAUCUUAGUUGGAUGCUGUAUACAUAUGUAUAUAUAUAUAUUUUUUUAUUAAUGCUCAUGGUCUAAAUUUAAAAAUAUGUUUGUAAUGAUUUGUAAGACUAAGUACUAGUCAAUGUAUAUGUAAAUUGGUGUUAAUAGGUGGUGGUGUUAAUCCAUGACGGA
Messenger RNA from Chenopodium quinoa (quinoa), 2083 nucleotides. Its product is annotated as L-gulonolactone oxidase 2-like. The record is from RefSeq and is a predicted model, not a curated record. Gene Ontology annotation, molecular function: FAD binding; D-arabinono-1,4-lactone oxidase activity. The coding region runs from base 73 to 1878 and encodes 601 amino acids. The transcript has 5 exons. Gene Ontology annotation, cellular component: membrane. NCBI's taxonomy places the organism in Eukaryota, Viridiplantae, Streptophyta, Magnoliopsida, Caryophyllales, Amaranthaceae.